AUGAUCCGCGGCUGGUGGGGCGUUUCUGGCCCCGGAUCGGUGUAUGGCUCGGUGCCGCCGCCGCGGCCGGUCCUACCGGCACCGGGGCUACAGGCCAUGAAGUCGCUCUCGCGGGCAUCCACCAUUGAGCUUCGGGCCACCGAGCCGCUGGUGGUGAGUGCAAAUGGUGCGGCGGUUCCAUCGGCGGUCCACUAUGUGGUGACAGUGUACGUGGGCGGUCUGCCGACCGGCACCGAUGCACCGGACGCGCCCGGCUCGAUGGAGGCCACGCUCCGCGAGUCGUUCCGAGUCUUCCGCGCCGACGACCUCAGCGAAGGCUUCCGCGUCGUCAAGAUCAAAGCUUUUGACGCCGUCAUCCUACACGUCGACGAUUCGGCGGAUGGCUGGGACGAGGCGCUGACCUUUCUUUCCGCGCUACGCGACGGUGAGGGCUUUGUACCAUCGCGCGACAAGCCCGAUGCAUCGCACUUUCCGUCGGCGGUCUUCAAGGGCGAGUACCGCCCGCCGGUUCUGGCCCUGCUUCCGGGCUCGGUCUCUCCGGUGGCCCUGGACCAGCUCUUUGACGCCGGCCUUGACGACUAUGUCAUGCGGCCGAGCGUGCCGCGGGCUAUCCAUCGCCGGCUCCGCUCGUUUGCACGAAACAUCAUCGUGGAAGAAGACACGAGCGAGCCGCUGGCUGCCAGCAAGCGCGGGGCACAGCUUGCGCGGUCGAUCAUCCAAUACUCAAAGGAACACGAGAUCGGUGAGACAAGCGUGAGCGACGCGUCACCACACACCAACGUUGCAUCGCUCGUUGCUGAUGCUGCGCCGGGCAAGCGCCGCCCGUCGAUUGUCAAACAGGCAGCCAACGACUCGGCGCUCGACAAGAUCCAGCUGCGGUUCAAGCUCGGGCUGAUGGAGACGGAGAAGCGCAAGGUUGGCGAGCUCAAAGCCAAGAACCAGGAGCUCGAAUCGCAGCUAGAGGACCUCUCGUCCAAGCUCGAGGCGUACGAGUCGCCCAUGAAGUCGUUGCUGCGGACGGUGGCCGACAUGACGACAGCAGCCGAGGCCGGUGAGGCCCUCGACCCGGCUACCGUCAAGUCGUCGCUGAUGCAGGUCAUCAAAGACCUGACAUCGUCUGACCUCUACGAGCCCAUCAUCGACGCCGAUGACAGCGACGGCACCAUCGACUCGUCCAAGGCUUGGGUUCUCGAAGAGUUUUCGUCGGCUCGCGCCGCUGCAGGCCACCACACCAAGUCUUCGCUGUGGAAAAAGCACAAUGCCAAGGUCCGCGCCCCAUUCGCUUUUCCGAACUACUCCAGCGACUCGCACUCGUCUGUCGCUGCGGACUCGGAUGCCGCGGGUCUCGACCUCUCGGCGUCGUCUAUAGAGGUGACCAGCGAGGCGCUCAAGUCGCUCGAGCUUCCAAUCUUUGACCUUGACGAGAUGACGCUUGUCAAGUACAUUGUCGUCAUGUUUUCGAGUCUUGGCCUUCUCGAGCAGUUCUCCAUCGAGACCCAGGUCCUCGCCAACUUUAUCCGUGCCGCCGCCAAGUGCUACCGUAGCACGAACCCGUAUCACAACUUUGUACACGCCUUUGACGUUUGCCAGACCGUGUUCUGGCUCAUUACCCAGACCUCGGUCACCUCGCUCCUCUCCUCGCUCGACGUGCUCUGUCUCAUGGUUGCAGCGGUGGCGCACGACCUCAGCCACCCGGGCAAGUCGAACAACUACCUGGUUGCCACCCGCGACCCGCUCGCGCACGUCUACAACGAUCGGUCGGUCCUCGAAAACCACCACGCGUCGACGCUCUUCGACAUCCUCGCCAACGACGAGUGCAACGUGCUCGCCGGCCUCGGCGCUGACGAGUGGCGCACCGCGCGUGACAACAUUAUCGACAUGAUUCUUCACACCGACAUGGCCAAGCACUUUGAGAUGGUUGGCAAGUUCUCGGUCGCGGCCUCGUCGCGGACCUUUAACCGCGAGUCUGACGCCGACCGCCGCAUCGUCUGCGCCGUCCUCCUCCACGCCGCCGACAUCUCCAACCCGGCCAAGCCGCUCGCUACCUUUAAGCUCUGGGUCGACCGCGUCUCUUCUGAGUUUUUCCAGCAGGGCGACGCCGAGCGGGCCCGCGACCUGCCCAUCUCGCCUAUGAUGGAUCGCACCAAAGCCGACAUCCCGUCCAUGGAGGUCAACUUUAUCAACUUUGUCGUCCUUGUCGACAACAUGGAUGUCAACAAGGCGUAUUACGAGACAAUGCGUGACAAGGAGCAGGCCGCCGCAGAUGCUGCCGCCGCGGCUGGCGAUGACUCGACUGGUAGCUCCAGCAAUUGA
Messenger RNA from Thecamonas trahens ATCC 50062, 2313 nucleotides. Its product is annotated as 3',5'-cyclic-nucleotide phosphodiesterase regA. The record is from RefSeq and is a predicted model, not a curated record. The transcript is spliced from 3 exons. Bases 1 to 2313 code for a protein of 770 amino acids. Gene Ontology annotation, biological process: signal transduction. Lineage: Eukaryota; Apusomonadida; Apusomonadidae. Gene Ontology annotation, molecular function: 3',5'-cyclic-nucleotide phosphodiesterase activity.